AGCCCCUAGGUUUGCCCCUCGCCCCCGUUGAGUCCACCUGUUCAAAGGCAACACAGAAGCUGUGCUUGGGCUUUGGGACACUGCGGGGCAGAGCAGGGGAGUUCUGCCCUAAAGCAAUGCCAGCCAGAUCCACCGGCGUCUGGGACUCUCGGGGACUGUCCCCCUUGCUGCCAUCCCCCCAAACCCUGUGGGGACAGGGCUGCCUCUACACCUCUGCCCCCUUCUCCGGCUUUGAAAACGAUUUCCACCUGGAGCACUCAGCAGCCUGUGCAAGCCCGGGCAGGCAGGACCUGCCAGGCUGCAGGGCUGCGAGCGGAGCUGGAAUGAGCCCCUCCGGCAGAGCUCCCAAAUGCCUGCGAACGACCCCUGCCGAGGCGUGGAGAAGUGUUUGCUGGAGGUCAGAGCUCGGAGCCGACGGGGAUAACCGCUGCAGCCAGCAAGGUGGAGGUCUUCAUGCCAGCGGUGGUGGAAGCAGAGGUGGAUGGCACAGCCAGAAUCGAGUGCAACUUCCACAUCCCUGACAAUGGCUCCUACGCCUACAUCAACUGGUUCUACAUCAACCAUGGCAACCGGGUGAGGCUGUACCACAUCACAGGCGAAGAGACCCUGGAAGACGACACAGGCUACAAAGGGAGGCUGUCGCUGGGGCAGGACAAGUCCCUCUCCAUCAGCAGGGUGACGAUGCAGGACGCCAAUAUCUUUGUGUGCCAGGUUGGGGCAGGCAGCUAUGGUGUGGAUGAGAAGCACACCAGGCUCUUCGUUUACAAGGUCCCUGAGGCCCCCGAGAUCACGGCCAGCUCAGCAGGCAUCUCUGUGCAGAACAGCGACAAGUCAAAGAUUGCCCAGUGCGUGAGCAGGAACGGCCACCCAGCCCCCAACAUCACCUGGUACAAGAACGGGGAGCAGCUGGAGGAGAACGGGGAGGUGAAGAUGACGUUGACGCGGACGCGGGAGGCCAGCGGGCUCUACACGGUGACCAGCAGCCUCCUCGCCCGCGUCACACGCCAGGACCGCCACUCGCGCUACCACUGCGCCGUGCACUACCGCCUGCGCGGGCAGCCGCGCACCCUGGAGUCGCGCCGGGUCAACAUCACCGUCUUCUACCCCGCGGAGCACGUCAAGCUGCAGGUGAUGCCAUCCUCCACGCUGGUGAAGGAAGGGGAUGAUGUGCAGCUGGUCUGUGAGGCUGAUGGCAACCCAGCACCCGUCUUCAGCUUCUUGAAGAGAGAGCUGGAGGAGUGGCAUGACGUGUCGACGCUGGCAGACAGUGGGGUGCUGAACCUGCACAACGUCAAUAAGAACAGCAGUGGCCUGUACAGAUGCCAGACGCUGGACCUGGAUGAUAUGGGAGUGCUAGAGGAGGAUGUGGAGCUUACUGUGAACUACAUUGAAGGGGUCCAUGUGAACAUGGAGCCAUCCUCAACCCUUCACGAAGGGGAUAGCGUGAAGCUGAGCUGCGAUGCCCACAGCCCUGUGAACCUGAACUACCACUGGAGGGAUGAGAAGGGCAAGAAGAUAGCGGAGGGGAACCAACUCUUCCUGAGCAACCUCACCUUUGAAACCUCCAGCAACUUCAUCUGCAAGGUGAUGGCACCAAGCGUGCCAGGGCUGGAGCAGAGCAAGCAAGUGGCUGUGGCUGUUCAGGGGAAGCCGCGGAUCGUGGCCGUUAGCUCCCCGCUGUACGUGCAGCAGGACGAGGUGGUGAACCUGACCUGCAAGGCCAUUGCUCACCCCAGGCCCUCUCUGCGCUGGAGCGUCAACGGGACGGCUCACGAGUACGUCGACAAGCAGCACAUCACCAGCAACCUGACGGUGCGGGUGAGCCACGACCUGCUGCGGGCGGGGGCCAGGUGCAGGGUGUCCAACACCUUGGGUGUCACCGAACAGCACAUCCAGCUGCUGGUGGAGUCCGUCAGAAAAGCUCAAAAGACAUCGGAGAGCAAAGGGGUGAUCAUCGUGGCCAUCAUCGUGGCCAUCCUCGUGGUGGCCGUGCUGGGCUCUGUCAUCUACUUCCUGCACAAGAAAGGCAAGAUCCCCUGUGGCCGAGCUGGGAAACAGGACAUCACAAAGCCAGAGGCCCGUAAAGACAAGAGUUUAGUUGACGUUAAGUCAGAUAAGCUGUCGGAAGAGGCGGGGCUCCUGCAGGGUGCCAACGGGGAGAAGAGACCUGCCGCUGACCAGAAUGAGAAAUACAUCGAUCUGAGGAACUAGAGAGGGAACCUACUAAGUGCUUUCUUCCUUCAAACCUUUCCUGCUCUUGGAUUGCCUUGUCCCAUCCCUGCUCCAGGACCUGGGGAGCACUGCCAGAGACAAUUACUGCAUCACAGUGCUGAGCCCCAGCAUGCAAGGGACACCCCUAACUCACCUGUCCGUUACCUCAACCGUGGGCUUGCAAGUUAUCAACUUAGCAGCAUCAAAGCUGAACUUGCUCCCUGCAGCAGAGAAGCCAACAGCAAUAUUGGAAAGAAAUAGUCCAUGAAGUUACCUGGUGGAAGGAUCUGAGUUCUUUUUCAGGAAGUUUCGCUCUGUUUGUGUGUGGGAAGGUUUUGAUGUGUUGUUUUUCACCCCCAAAAUGUCUUUGGAAUUGCUGAAAUGUUGCUUGUGGGAUGUGUGAGGCACCUUAGAUGUAGCAAUGUGCAGGUUAGAGGAGUGAAGGCUGGCAGUGGUGUGUGCUGGGGAGGUGCUGGUGCUUUGCUUUUCCUUUGUGGGAUUGUUCCUGGCUCCCUGGUUUAGCCCAGUGUGUCCUGGCUGUGCUGUGUGGGCAGGGAGCUCCACGGUGGGUGGCUGUGAUUUGUUCCUAGAUUCAUGGAGUGGGUUGGGUUGGAAGGAAUCUUAAAGAUUGUCCAGUUCCAACUCCCUGCCGUGGGCAAGGGACACCUCCCACCAGCCCAGGUUACUCAAGGCCUCAUCCAGCCUGGCCUUGAACACCUCCAGGGAAGAGGGCGUCCACAACCUCCCUGAGCAUCCUGUUCCAGUGUCUUACUGGAAAGGAAGUUUCUGGGAAGUGAGUGGCUGACAGAGCAAGGCCAAGGCUGCCUAACUCGGGCAGAUGCCAGACCAAGGGCUUAGGAUUCAUGGUUUGUGGCAUAGCCUUGGUGACAUGAGGGGAGAGCUGCUUUCUCCCCGCUCCCCAGGGAAUUGGGCUCCUUUCGGGGUGGGUGUUUGCAACAGUGGAUCCCAGCCCCUCCCCAGCCUGCUUGCUCCCAAAUUUAAAACAAAGGAAUGUUAGGCCAGAGUCAGUUGGUGGUGUCUCAGGGUUUAUUUUUUGUGCUGAACCCAGCCCCAGGUAUAAAUGGCUUAUUUUUGUGCUUUGGUGGCACCACUGGCCCCACAGCCAGGCUGGUGUUAGAGGAGCUGAGCGGGGGAGAGGGGCAAUGGGCAAGCAGCCUGCCUUUAGCUUCAGCUGCCAUGGGCUGUGCCAGCUCUCUGCCUGCAAGCAGGGCUCUCUUUCCUGCCUCCUCCUAGAGAGAUCAGACUCUCCUGCCUCUCAGUCACUUACUCAGUGCUAUGCUGUCCACAAGCCUGUUUUCCCCCAGCCCCUCGGCAAGGGGCUGAGGCUAACCCUAGGGGACAGGAGUUCCCUGGUGCACCCCCAGCAUCCUCUGCCAGGAGCAGGGGGGCUGAGCAGCAGCUGGUGGCCAGCAGCCCACCAAGCAGUGAGCUAUACUCAUGAGCUAUAAGUGUUGUUGAAGCAAGAGCUUUGGUUUAUAUAUAUUUUUGUUGAACUGUGUGUACAUUUCCAGAAGUUUUUGUCUUGAUACUUGCAGGUUUUUUUUAUAUAUGUGAAAAUAAAGUACCAAGUUCAGCUCUG
Molecule: messenger RNA, 3811 nt
Organism: Pogoniulus pusillus (Red-fronted tinkerbird)
Lineage: Eukaryota; Metazoa; Chordata; Aves; Piciformes; Lybiidae
Gene: MCAM
Product: melanoma cell adhesion molecule
Exons: 16
Coding region: 454-2211 (585 amino acids)
Cellular component (GO): plasma membrane
Molecular function (GO): laminin receptor activity
Source: RefSeq, a predicted model, not a curated record